Messenger RNA from Callithrix jacchus (white-tufted-ear marmoset), 11890 nucleotides. RefSeq names its product ciliary microtubule inner protein 2B (gene CIMIP2B). Lineage: Eukaryota; Metazoa; Chordata; Mammalia; Primates; Cebidae. The record is from RefSeq and is a predicted model, not a curated record.
CUUCUCGAGAGAUGGGCAAUUUUCUUCCCUGAGGAAGGAGUUGGGGGGCAGAUUGAUUUCCAGUUCACUUUAAGAAUAAGGGGGUGAAGUGGGACGCGAUGGCUCACGUGUGUAAUCCCAGCACUUUGGGAGGCCAAGACAGGCAGAUCACUUGAAGUCAGGAGUUUGAGACCAACCUGGCCAACAUGGUGAAACUUCAUCUCUACUAAAAAUACAAAAAUUAGCUGGGUAUGAUGGCGGGCACCUGUAAUCCCAGCUACUCAGGUGGCUGAUGCAUGAGAAUUGCUUGAACCUGGGAGGUGGAGGCUACAGUGAGCUGAGAUCACACCACCGCCCUCCAGCCUCAGUGACAGAAUGAGACUCCAUCUCCAAAAAAGAAAAAGGAAAAAAGACUAAAGGGGCAUAACUUUAUGCAUGCCAGUUUUAUGCAGGAAAAGUUUUCUGUUAGACUCUCCAUCUUGGGUGGUCACCGAGUUUUAUCUCCUUUUCUCUGUACUUCAUGAACCUGUGAAAAGGAACCCUGAAAUUCAUGUAGUUUGGCAAACACCAUUAAGCCAAAAGUGCCUUCUAUCCUUUGUCUAGUUUUUGGCCUCCGUUAAUUUCUCUUUUUUAAAAAUGAGUUUAUUGACAUACAAAAAGUCGUAUAGCAGGUCCUCAAAUAAUAUUUCACUCACUGUUGUUUCUUUAUAACAUUGAUAAGGAAAAAAUAUUUUAUCAUUUUUUAAACUUUUUAUAGAGACAGGGUCUCUAUCACCCAGACUGGAGUAUGGUGGUGUGAUUAUAGCUCACUGCAGCCUCAAACUCCCGGGCUCAACUGGCCCUCCCACCUCAGCCUCCUGAGUAGCUGGGAUAUAGGUGUGUGUGUACCACCUUGCCUGGCUAAUUAGCCCAGAUAAUUAAUUUUAAUUAAUAAAUUUUUUAAAAUUUAAUUUUUUAUUUUUGUAGAGACAGGGUCUCCCCAUCUGGCCCAGGCUGGCCUUAAACUCCUGGGCUCAAGUGACCCUCCUACCUCAGCCUCUCAAAGUACUGGGAUUAUAGGCAUGAGCCACUGCCCCUGGCCAGGGGAAAAAAAAAAUUGAUUCAGGCCAGGACCACUGUCUAUGUGGAGUUUGCGUGUUCUCCUCAUAUAUGGUAAAAUUGGUUUCAGUAUACAUCAUUUCACUUAAAGUUGCAAUUUCCAAGAAUCUAUUGACAAUAUUGAGUACUUACAGUACAUAUUUAGGGUAUAUAACUUGAACUUGGAAGUCAGUAUAGAAUCAUGAUACCAUCACUAUAAUCAAUGCUGUAAACAUAUCCACCAUCGUGUUUCCUCCUGCCCAAUUUAUUUAUUUAGUGAUGAGAACACUUAAUAUAAGAUCUACCAUCUUUUGGUUUAUUAGUAUCUUAGAAGAGCAUGAUGGAAAAAAAAAUCUACCCUGUUAGCAAAUUUCUAAGUAUAUAAUACCAUAUUUAUACUAUAUAGGCUCUAGGCACUAUGUAGCACAUUAGAAGUCUAGGACCUACUCCUUGCAAAACCAGAACUUUGUAAGCUUUGACCAACAACUCCAGCUUUCUCUCUCUCCAUAGCUUCUGGUAAUGGCCAUUCUGCUGUGCUUCUAUGAGUUUGACCUUUUUUUUUUUUUUUAAAUUUUCCUCUGUCACCCAGGCUGGAGUGCAGUGUCGUGGUCUUGGCUCACUACAACCUCUGCCUUCCUGGUUCACACAAUUCUCCUGCCUCAGCCUCUCCAGUAGCUGAGAUUACAGACAUGUGCCACCACACCCAGCUAAUUUUUACAUUUCUAGUAAUGACAGGGUUUCACCAGUUUUACUGUGCUGGCCAUGCUGGUCUCCAAUGCCUGACCUCAAAUGAUCAGUCUGUCUCAGCCUCCCAUAGUGCUGGGAUUACAGGCAUGAGCCAUCACGCCCGGGAAGGUGUAUUCCUAAAGAUUCCUUUCUUUGUGAGAGCUACAGCACCCCACAUGACCUGUGUAAUACAUAGUCGAUAGCUUCAGAUAAUCUUCUGACGUAUUCUGCCAUAAUGCUGGAAGGGGAAGUCCUCCAGUGUGUUGUCUAACUGGCAAUGCUGUCUAAUAAAGCUAUUGAUAAUUGAAUAUAUGUUUCAAGUAAUAAGCAUCUUAUGGUACUCUUAUGCUCAUUGUUCUUCAGUUGCUUCUCAGGAUUUUGUAGUUAGGCAGAUGAUGAUUCUUUUCUUUCUUUCCAGUAUUUAUGGUUAUUAAUUUUGUUUUAUGCAUUGUCUAUAAUAACUUUGAAUAGUAAAGGUGAUAGUGAGCAUCCUUAUCUUGGAUCUGACUUUUAUAAAGUGAAGGACUAUGAAUCUUACAUGCUAGCAUUCAUCUUAUGCCCAUGGCAAAUAUAGUUAAUCCUUCUUAGUAUCUUUUCCUGCUAAGCUGUGACUGUAUUUCAGAAGCUCCCAGUACAUUCCCAUAAGUGACUAUAGCCUAUUUGGUUUGGUACAACAGGUAAGAUUUAUUUGUCAGUUCUGGCUCUGGUGUUUCUCCUAGAUGUAGUUUGAUAUUGCCUAUUUAUUUCAGAUAUUCUCUAUCAUGUUUAUAUAUAUAUCUGGUUUACUAAAAGUCCUUUUUAAGAAGAAUCACAAGUGAAUAUUUAGUUUUAUAAAAAAGCUUUCCAAUAUCUGCCAGGGUGAUCAAAUGGCUUUUAUAUCCUGUGGUUUAUCAUAUGUUAAUUGUACUAAGAAAUUUUCUAGUUUAAUCACUAUGGUAGUUCUGGAAUAAAUCCUACUAGUUUCUCUCUCUCUCUUUUCUUUUUUGAAGGUCUCACUCUGUUGCCCAGCCUGGAAAGCAGGGGGGCAAUCAUGUCUCACUGCAGCUUUGACCUCCUGGGCCCAAGCAAUCCUCCCACCUCAGCCUCCUGAGUAGCUGGGACUGCAGGGAUGUGCCACCACAUCUGGCUAAUUUUUUAUUUUUAGUAGAGACGAGGUCUCACUGUGUUGCCCAGGCUGGUCUCAAACUCCUGGGCUCAGGUGAUCUUCCUGCCUUGGCCGCCCAAAGUGCUGGGAUUACAGGCAUGGGUUACCACCAUGCCUGCCUCUGCUAGUCUUAAUGUAUAUUAUUCUUUUUCUGUUUUUUUUUUUUUUGAGAUGAAGUUUUGCUCUUGUUGCCCAGGCUAGAGUGCAAUGGUGCAAUCUUGGCUCACUGCAACCUCCACCUCCCAGGUUCAAGUGAUUCUCCUGUCUCAGCCUCCCAAGUAGGGCAUACACCAUCAUGCCUGGCUAAUUUUUGUAUUUUCAGUAGAGACAAGGUUUCUCCAUGUUGGUCAGGCUGGUCUUGAACUCCUAACCUCAGGUGAUCCACCUGCCUCGGCCUCCCAAAGUGCUGGGAUUACAGGUGGGAGCCACCGUGUCUGACCAAUGUAUAUUAUUCUUUUACAAUAUUACUGGACUUGUGUAGUUCAUACUGUGUGCCAGGCGCUUGUGCUUGAUGCUGAGGACAUAGUCAUGAACAAGAUAGACAGACAUGGUUUCUGCCCUUAUUGAGCUGUCAGUCAAUUCAGGGGUGAUAACGAGCAGAACAUUUGCCACCACUUCCCUCAUCUGAACUUUUGGCAGAAAUCACUGGAGAUAUGCUGUCUUGCAGAAUCUUGGAAGAUCUCAGAAAGGGGACAGUGAUCCUUUAUUGGCAUCUGCCAUGAAUUGGAGAAAAGAAGACAGUGAUAGCAAGCAUCCUGCUUUUUUGCUGUUGCUAGUUUGAUGUUUUAUUUGGUAGGAUUUUUUAUCUGUAGAACUUUUGCGAGGUUAGGUAUUGAAUUUGUUGUCUUGAAUUAAGUUCUUACUAAUUUUGUAAAUCAAGUGGAAUGUGGAUCUUUUGGUAGGGAGCAUCGAUUUGAGCACUUUUUCUAUUCUCUUUUUUCUUUUUGAGAUAGGGUAUCCCUCUGUUACCCAGACUGGAGUGCAGUGAUGCAACCACGGCUCACUGCAGCCUCAACUUACUGGGCUGAGGUGAUUUUCUUAUGUCAGCAUCCUGAGUAGCUGGGACUACAUGUUACCAUGCCUGGCUAAUUAAAAAAAAUUUUUUUUAUAGAGAUGAGGUUUCACUGUGUUGCCCAGGCUCGUCUCGAACUCCUGGGCUCAAGCGAUCCUCUGGCCUUGGCCUCUGAAAAUGCUGGGAUUACAGGUGUGAGUCACUGCACGUGGCUCAAUUCUAUUGUUAUUUUAUUCAGAUGUUCUACAUCAUUUUGGGUUGAUUUUGAUUUAUAUUUUCCAAGACAAUAUUCGAUCUUAUUGAUGUUUUCUAGUUUAAUUAUAGAGUUUCACUUAGUAUUCUUUUAUAAUUAAAACACGAAUUCUUAUGUGCCUGUUUUUAGCCACUUCCUCAGUCCAUUAGGGGAUUGUAUAGUCUUUCUCUUGGCUAACUGUGCCAGCAGUUUGCCUUUUUUUUUUUUGAGACGGAGUUUCGCUCUUGUUACCCAGGCUGGAGGGCAAUGGCGUGAUCUCGGCUCACCGCAACCUCUGCCUCCUGGGUUCAGGCAAUUCUCCUGCCUCAGCCUCCUGAGUAGCUGGGAUUACAGGCACGCGCCACCAUGCCCAGCUAAUUUUUUGUAUUUUUAUUAGAGACGAGGUUUCACCAUGUUGACCAGGAUGGAGUUUGCUUAUUUUACUGUUGUUUUAAAUAGCUUUUUAAUAGUUCAAUUGUUUUUCUGUUUCCUGAUUUAGUGAUUUCUAUCAGUUUCAUAAAUUUCUCCUAUUUUUGUUAGCUUUAUGAUGUUCUUUUUCUAGCUUCUUGAGUUGACUGCUUAGUCAUUAGCUAGUUAAUCUAGUUAGUUGGCUAGUUGCUUUUAGACUUGUUUGCCUGGCUAGUCUGUCUGCAACCUGUCCUGCUGAAGCCAUCAUGGUCUGCACACCUUCCCUCCUCCCUCCCAAGACACAGCUGCCUGGUUGGGGUGGUAGCCUCUUCGUCUUUAGUGAGGCCAGACUGAGAGAGAUGAGUGAGGUUCGUGUGAUGAUGCUCACCUGUGUCUGUUUCUCCUUCCUUCUGCGACACAUUGAAGACUAUACUUCUCAGUUGCAAAAUGUGAACAACUGGUAAAUCUAGAUAAAAGUUAUAUUUGUCUUGCAACUUUUCUAUGGGUUUGAUGUAGAAAUUCUGGGUAAUUCCGCAGCACACUCUGCUUAAGAAAUCACUGUUGUAGAGAUGUUGGGGAAUGUGGGGUGUAGCGAUUUCCUGAUGAGCACGUUUCUACUCCCUCGUAACUCUACUCCAGAGUUACGAGGGAGUAGAAACUGGUAGUGACAAAUCCAUUUGGAAAAGGGAGAGAGAGACAGACAGCACUGAGCAGAUGUGCAGAGAGAAGCAUGUGGCCCCAGGGUGAGAGUGAAAAUAGCUGCCUCAGCUCCUGUCAGUUCAAGUUCUCAAUUCCAGUUUCCACGAGGCCUGGCUAUAUGGCAGGCUGUGUAGUUCCUUCCUUGGAUACCCAGGAAAUCUAUCCAUCCUUAAGAUAUCCUCUCUUCUUUUCACUCUUGACUCUCUUCUUUUACUGGGACCAGCCAAAGUAGACAAUUGUUUCUUAGAGAAGCUCCCACUAGAACACUUGUUAGUGCUGAUGUUGACAGUUCAUUAGGUAUAGCAACUAUUCUGCUUUAUUGUACCGUUUAAGUUAAUCCUUACACUAUUAGCAUUCUCAUUUUAUAGAGGAAGGAAAAAGAGAUACAGAGAGGUUUGCUAACUCACCCAAGGUUGUACAGCUCAUAAGUGAUGGAGCCAGGAUCAAGCCUAUACUCUCAAUCACGAAUACUCUCAAUCAUGAGGCCAGUAUGCAUUUGAAGCUAAAAAUUGCCUCUGAAUUCAGCUUUGAUUGAAUUCUCGUGUAUUUAUAAAUGAUUGUGUAUAACUGGAUUUUUUUUUUUGCCUCAAGAGUUAAGGUGGGUUAAAAAAAAAUUUAUUUCUUUAAGAGACAGGGUCUUGCUGUGUUGCCCAGGCUGGAGUGCAGUGGCUAUUCACAGGUGUGACCAUAAUACCACUCUACAGCUUCAAAUUCCUGGGCUCAAGUGAUCCUCCUGCCUCAGCUUCCUAAGCAGCUGGGAUUGUAGACAUGCACCACCACGCCCAGCUCAAGGGAGUACUUUUAAAUGUCUAAGUGUUAGGUUUUUGUUUGUUUAGCCUAUUUAAAAAAUUUUAAAUUGUGCUUGUGUGAGGAAAUGUGGUUUCUUUGUGCUUCUUGGAAUUUUUGAGAUUUUUCUUCAUGGCCAAAUAUAAGGUCAGUUGUUUGUGUUUAAGUCUUCAUUGUGGUGUUCAUUUUAUUCUUUCUCUGUACCUCUGUCUCUUCUUUAAAGUGGCUCAAUCAUUGAGGUUAGGCAUUGGCUGUAUUGAUCUAUAAGGCAACUGCCUAGUAGAAAUAGUUAAUAAGUAGGCUGAAUAAAUUAAUAUUGAUCCUUGCAGAUUUGAAGAAUGUUAUAUAUGUAAAAAAGCCAGGCCAGGUGCCGUGGCACAUGCCUGUAAUUCCAGCACUUUGGGAAGCUGAGGAGGGCGGAUCGCUUUAACCCAGGAGUUCCAAGACCAGCCAGGACAUGGUGAAAACUGUCUCUACAAAAAUAAAAAAAAAGAAAAAAUAGAAAUUAGCUGGGUGUGGUGGUGGCAUGCACCUGUAGUCCCAGCUACUCUGGAGGCUGAGGUGUGAGGAUCAGUUUAGUCCAGGAGGCCAAGAUUGCCGUGAGCUGAGACCAUGCCGCUGCACUCCAGCUUAGGUGACAGAGUGAGACCCUGUCUCGAAAAAGAAAAAAAUAGAAUAGACCAUUUCCUUUCCUUUGAUCCCUCCAAAUACCACUAUUUCUGAUCAUACCAUGCUUCUUUCAACCUCGAAAGCAUAGAUUUCAAUAGCCAUAAUCUUUGGUUUGACACAUUCUCAUCAUUGGUCCACACUUUAUUAAAAUGUAUACAUUAUAAGCAUUUUUUUUUUGAUACGGCGUCAUGCUCUGCUGCCCAGGUUGGAGUGCAGUGGCACGAUCUCGGCUCACUGCAACCUCUACCUCCUGGUUCAAGUGAUUCUCCUGUCUCAGCCUCCCAAGUAGCUGGGAUUAUUUAUAGGUGCGUACCACCAUGCCCGGCUAUUUUUUGUAUUUUUAGUAGAGAUGGCAAUUUGCCAAUAUGGCAACUUUGCCUUAUUGGCCAGGCUGGUCUCAAAUUCCUGACCUCAAGUGAUCUGCCCACCUCAGCCUCCCCAAGUGUUGGGAUUAGAGGCAUGAGCCACUGCGCCUGGCCCAUUUUAAGCAUUUUUGAAAACCAUCUCAAACAAAAACUGAAACUUUGACAAUAACAUACAUCUAACCAUGUGGUUCCCACUUUCCCAGCCCUUUGGCUUCACACCACCUGGGCAUUUGAAACUCAUGUUUAUUAUUCCCUUGCUUUCCUUGUAUGCAGUUUUAUACAUCCGCAUGUAUUUUUUUAAACUAAAAAAGGUUUCGUGUUGCAUGUAAUCUUUUGGAGUUUAUUCUUUUCAUUUCUUGUUUCAGUUUUGGUGGACUGUUGAUUUUAGGAAAUUUUUUCAAAGGGCCUGUGAUUUUUCUUUUUAUUCAUCCUUGCAAAGGAGAUUUAUGCUUGCCCAGGGUGGCAUACAAUCUAGUGAUUUGGGAAUUUGUAUGAAAUUUUACAGCAAUUCCUGGUCAGAAUCAAAGGCAGAACAGAAAGCUGUAGGCUGCCAUUGUGGGGACCCAGCAGGCUGUGUGGACUGAGUAACUAACCCUGAUCUGUUUCCUAACUUGAGUGGGGUGCUGUCCUGGUGUUCCUCAAUGGCCCUUCGUAAUCUCCAGUUAAACAUUUCUGUCCACCACCACAUCCAACACUGGCCACUGGGUGUGGCAGCUCCCAUCAGAGCAAGUUGUGGUUGUGUUACUGUGAUGCCUGUCCCUGGAAAGAGGCACAGAGGCAGCGAACAUUCCUGUGGCCCCUCAGCUGGCCCCAUCACUCCUUUCUCAGAACACCCUUCAGGGAUCUAGAAAAAUUCUUUAUUCAGAUAGAAAAUUGUUUCAUAGUAACAGGCCAUUCUAUGUAUUAGAUAGCGCUGUUUCUUCAUAAGUCAUAAACCUAAGACUAACCCUGAUCUGUUUCCUAACUUGUGUUUUAACUCAUACCCUGAUUUUAGCUGCCAUGGUCUUUUCUGCAGAAUGUGUUCUAUUCCCUACAUCCUAAUUUAUACCCCAAAUUCCAUUCAAAUUUUUCCCUUUUUCAAUUUCAUGGACUCUCUCCCCUGAACCUUCAGUAUUUGUUACUGCUCUCAGCUCCUUUCCUUCCUCCCAUUCCCACCGAAUGCCAACCAUGAACUGUUACUUGGUUAGCACUUACUGUAAGCUCAUUAUGUAUCAUCUCAUCUAACUGAUAUCCUACUCUAUGAGAUGGUAAUGUUUUUCCAUUUUAUAGAUAAGAAGACUGAGGCUCAAUGAGAUGAAUUUGGCCAAGGUCCAUAUCUCUGGUGAAGAAUUUGAACCAGUUUUUUUUUUUUUUUUUGAGACAGUGUCCCACUCUGUUGCUCUGGCUGGAGUGCAGUGGUGCAUUCUCGGCUCACUGUAACCUUUACCUCCUCGGUUCAAGUGAUCCUGCUGCCUCAGCCUCCUGAGUAGCUGGGACUACAGGUGUGUGCUACCAUGUCUGGCUAAUUUUUGUAUUUUUAGUAGAGAACGGGUUUCACUAUAUUGGCCAGGCUGGUCUCGAACUCCUGACCUCAUGAUCCUCUGGCCUUGGCUUCCCAAAGUGCUGGGAUUACAGGUUUGAGGCACUACGCUUGGCCAUUUUGUUUUUUUUUUUUAAAUUAUGAUGUCUUUGGCUCUAAGUAAAAGAAAACUUAAAGUGGCCUUAAUAAUGAAAUUUGCUAUUUCACAUAAAAAGGCUGGUUAAUUCCAUGGCCCUAUAUUACCUUCAGGACCCUGGCCUUUCUUUUCUACCAUCCAUCCUUGAUGUGUCCAGGCCUUGUCCCCAGGUCAGCUCUCCACAAGGCUUCCAGUCGCCUGCCAGCCUUUCAUCCUCACGUCCCCCGAAAGUCUAGGGGCAGGAAUGUACAUUGUUUCGUGUCGUGCAUCUCUGUCUCUCUCACUUGCUCUAAUUUGAUGUGAAUCUUUUUUUUAAGAGCAAAGAAACUUUUCCCAGCACCCUCCCCUGCCCCAGCAGAUUUCCCUCAUAUUAUCCAGAAUGCCAGGAGCCUGUGCCUAAGCAGUCAUGGGGAAGGAGCUUAGACUAAUCCAGGCUGGCAAUCCAAGCCUCCCUGAUGAAGUUUCUGGCUCCUCGGAAGAAAGAACAAUGGGGGUCAGGAAUAGGUAUAAGCUGUGAUAGUGUCUGUCACAAAAGCCAAAGUCUGGUUGUUAAGCUUGACACACUGCUGCUAUUCUGGGCUCUCCCCUCAGCUCCUGCCCUCACUCUAGCAUAUUUCCUCAGCUGUGAGGUGAGUCUCCCACAACUCUAAAUGACACAUUCCAAAGCUAUCCUUUGCAAAACAGUGAGGAUCUACAUGAAAUGUGCCUUGGGGCCCAGCGCUCUUGUGCAAGUCCCCUGGGAUGUCAGUGCUGCCCUUGGUCAGCACAGGCACAUCACCGGAGGUCGGGAGAGGAACAGAGCUCUGCCUCAGAAAGGUUGGCCCUGAGCCCUGAGCCUGGCCCUGACCCAGCCCAGAACUGUUUUUUGUUUUGUUUUUGAGGUGGGGUCUCACUAUGUUGCCGAGGUUGAACUGAAAUUCCUGGGCCCAAGCGAUUCUCGCAACUCAGCCUCCCCAGUACCUGGAUGUGAGCACAGCUGUACCUGGCCCAGAGCUGGGUUUUAAUUAUGUUCCCCCACCUCUGAGAGCUCAUCUUCCUGGUCUGUACUUUUUCUUCUCUUAGAGUUGAAAUGAUUUUUUUUAAACAAAUUCUAACUUGCCUCCUAGUCUAACCACCCCUCCCCCACCAAACUUUAUCCUGUUUCCUUCCCUCAAUUCCCCACAGCUUUUCUGGCUCCCAUGGGCAUGCAUUUGGCCACCGUGGCCAGAGCCUAGCAGAGCGUGGCUCAUUUUGUUGAAUGGAUGAUUCUGAUCAUAGCAGGCAUUCAGUAAGCCACUCUUGUUAAAUUAUUGAAAAUAAAUGUUACUCCCUAGAGGUGUCUAGAUUCCUUUUUUCCCCCUAUCACCUGUCCUCUUUCACCUUCCCUCUGGGCCCUGGCUUCCCUCAGAGCCUCUUUCUCCAGGUCUCCCAUUCCUUUGAUGAAGACUCACAAGGAGCACAGUGUCCACAUCUCAGGCAGGCACUCAGGCAGGAAGUCACUGAGACAGAACUCAGUGGCCUGAAUGGUUUCUGCUCUCGCAUCUCCCACUUUGUACCUUGGGACUUCCUUCGGUUUGGGCCCUGCCCCGCAAGGCAGGAUCACCUUUGUCCUGGACAGACAGGCUCGCUAGCCUCUGCUCUACAGUUCUGCCCACCUUGGCCCUGGCUGUCCUCACAUGAGUGCCCUCUCCUUCCUUUCCUCCCUUAGCCCUGCCUCCUUCCUCUGGCCCCACAACCCUGGACACGGUACACACAGACCAGAGCCCUGGCUCAAAGGCAAACAAAAGAAACUGCCCGGCUCCCCAUGGCUGUGGCCAGCACCUUCAUACCGGGGCUCAACCCUCAGAACCCUCGUUAUAUCCCGGGGUACACUGGACACUGCCCUCUACUUCAGUUCAGCAUGGGCCAGACCUAUGGGCAGGUGACUGGUCAGCUACUUCGAGGCCCUCCUGGCCUAGCCUGGCCCCCAGUCCACCACACACUUCUGCCUCCCAUUCGGCCUCCAAGAUCAACUGAGUUUCCCAGGGGGAGCCUGCCUCUCAGGCGUGGGCACGAAAGGCUAAGCUCCAGCAUGAUCCCUGGGUACACAGGUUUUGUACCCUGGGCACAGUUCAUCUUUGCCAAGAACUGCAGCCAGGUCUGGGCCGAGGCUCUGAGUGACUUUGCUCACUUGCAUGGAAAGCAAGGGAGUGAAGAGCUGCCAAAGGAGGCCAAGGGAGAAAAGGACACAGAGAAGGACCAAGGGCCAGAGCCAGAGGGACAGCUGGAGGAGCAGCCAGCACUGGAGGCGGCAGAACAAGCUUCUCCCUACUCCAUGGAUGACAGGGACCCUUGGAAGUUCUUCAUGUCAGGCUUCAGCUAUGUGCCCCGCGCCCGCUUCCUCUUUGGCUCCAGCUUUCCUGUGCUCACCAACCAGGCACUGCAGGAAUUUGGGCAGAAGCACUCACUGGGCAGCACCCAGAAAGACCCCAAACAUCUCCCCCCGCUUCCCAGGACAUACCCACAGAACCAGGGUCUUUUACCUAACUAUGGGGGCUAUGUGCCAGGUGAGACAGUCCCCUUUGGCCACACAUUUGGGCAUCUCACUCAUGAUGCUCUGGGCCUUGGCACCUUCCAGAAGCAGCUCUUGGCUUAGGCCCUGGACAUCAAGUUUUCCCUUCCCUUUUCAUUCCAUCCCAGCCAUCCUUUUGGAAGGAAGGUGGGAGGGUGGGGGAAGCAGGAAGAGAAAAUGGUCUGGAGGCUGAGCACCUUUUUUAUUAAUAGGUAUAAUAAAUAAAUAAAUACAUACAUAAACAGACACCUGGGUUCCUCCUCCCUCUUCUGAUGACCAGGCACUGGCCACAGCCUAUUUACAGCUGGAGGGCUUAGGGAAUCUGGCCCCAAUACUGUCACCCAUCCUUAUCUCCACCUGGCCUAGGGAACCCUGCAGAUGGCUGGCCCAGACGGGCCAGGGGAAUCCUGGCAGCCCAGUGCUGCAUCCCAUCCCUCCUUUCCUGGGUGGAGGUCUGGAUGAGGUCACUGGGACAGUUAAGGGGGCGUAAUUAAUACUGAGCACAGGGAGCAGGUGCCAGCACAGGAAUACGUGGCCCCAGCUCUCAGUCUCCUCUCUGUAGCCAAGCCAAGGGCUUGGGAAGGGCUCUUGGGCUCUGAGUCUGGGGG